AUGGCUUUGUCAAAGCGUUCGUCGUCGUCGCUGCCUAUUGAGUUAGUAGAAGAGAUACUUUGCAGGAUUCCAAUCGGAUCUUUUGUACGAUACAAAUGGAUAUGCAAAGAAUGGUACGCUCUUUUAAACGACAAGAGAUCCAUCUACAAACUCUUGGAUCUCUCACAGAAACGAUUCCUACAAGUUGAUCGUACUAAUAAUUUGUUUCAUCUCUUCAAUCCUGAGACGCAAGCUCUCUCAUGUCUUCAAGGUCCAUCUAAUAUUUGUACAAUCAUCCACUGCGACGGACUAUUUCUAUGCAAGUGUAUGGCAAGGACUCGUGUAUUCAAAAUUAAUAACAAGCUUGCAGUUUGGAAUCCGUUUUUGAACCAAGUCAAAUGGAUCAAACCCUCGACUUCCUACCAAAAGUUUGAUUGUUUCGGUUUUGGAUACGACAAUGUAUCCCGUGACAACUACAAGAUUUUGAGGUUAGGUUUUCAUGACAGAUCCGAUAUUGAGAUAUAUGAGUUUAAGUCUAGACUCUGGAGGAGUAUUGAUGCUACUCUUGAUUCUUCUUUAUUGCUUUGGUAUACAUUGUCUAGUACUUUUUCUAUGAAUGGAAACAUGUACUGGAUUGCUAAUAGGAAGAAGGAUAACUCCAAAACAAUCGUAAGUUUUGAUUUCUCCAGAGAGACAUUCAAAGACAUAGGCUGUGGUGUUCCCUUUGAUAACGCGGUCCUGUCAGGUUUCGAAAGAGAUAGGCUUUCUUUAUUACAUUAUCAAAGAGAUGUAACGAUUGAGGUGUGGGUUACAAACAAGGUGACUGAUGCGGUUGUUUCGUGGAGCAAGUAUCUUAAUGUGACUCGUCCUGACCUCCCGAUAUUAUAUACAGAAUACUACAACUUUCCGACAUACUUCAUCGACCACAAGACCAAUAGUAUCAUGGUAUGGUGCGGGCAAUCAGAUGGCAGGAGGAAAUACGUUAACUUCGCCGUUUACGAAAUGUGUGCCUGUGAGAUCAAAGAACAUGUUGUGCCAGGACGACAUAAAUGGAACGAGAGUCAUAUUUAUAACCAUUGCUAUGAAUAUGUCCCAAGUCUGGUUCCAGCCCUAGAAUAA
Molecule: messenger RNA, 1098 nt
Organism: Microthlaspi erraticum
Lineage: Eukaryota; Viridiplantae; Streptophyta; Magnoliopsida; Brassicales; Brassicaceae
Source: the annotation of a GenBank genome assembly